Molecule: messenger RNA, 1050 nt
Organism: Plenodomus lingam JN3
Lineage: Eukaryota; Fungi; Ascomycota; Dothideomycetes; Pleosporales; Leptosphaeriaceae
Molecular function (GO): zinc ion binding
Source: RefSeq, a predicted model, not a curated record
AUGAGCACAAGUACGUACCUGACCGUCCUACAUAUCAUGUACCGGGAGGGGCCAGGGCACAUAGGUGGAGGGGCGGCGCGCGUCACCAAGGGCGGCGAGGGGAAAGGUGGGGGCAACACCGACUUUCCAACGCUCCCUUCUUCGCAUCGCAUCCCCCGCAUCACCGCCCGCCUACCCGCCGCUUGGAGAGCAGGACCUGGGACCUUCACCACGAUCCAUAUUCCCGUCUUCAUCAUGGUGCUCGCGCUAGCCCUCAAAGCAGAGCUCAAUGGGGUAACGGACCUCCGCCCCCACGAUACCGCAGACGCGCCAUUCUUCUACACAUUCAAGGUCCAGUGCACCUCAUGUCGCGAGACACAUCCCAACGACGUCUCCUUCAACCGCUUCGAACAGAACGAGGUCAGCGGCAGCAAGGGCGAGGCCAACUUUGUCUGGAGGUGUAAAAACUGUAAGAGAGAGCACUCUGCGAGCAUCAAAGCCGCCCCUACGAUAUAUGAACGGUCUGACCCACCCAAGACGGUCAACAUACUCGAAUUCGAUUGCAGAGGGCUCGAGUUCACAGAGUUCAAGCCCGAAGGAGAUUUUGAGGCAAAGGGCGCAGAGACGGUCACCAACUUCACCGGCAUCGAUCUCAGUGACGGCGAGUGGUUUGACUAUGAUGAGAAGUCUGGCGAAGAAAUUGGAACGAGACCUGACUUCAACCCUAAACCCUCACCAAGCCAACACUUAUCAACCCCAUGUAACCUCAUUGUCUGGUUUUCCAAGCUCAAUUGUGUCUUUGGGCGCAUCGCGCUUCUCCUUUGCCCAUGUCACUACCGCACUCGUAUCCCCCAAUUCAAUGGUGUCCUUCGGCCCAUGACGCUUUCUCUUGCCCCAUGUAAUAACUGUCCCAGGCUUGCCGAGCUCGAUGGUGUCGGCAGGGUUGUCGCGCUUCCUCCAUGUGACGACCGCGGUUGGGUCGCGCUCUGUGAUUGUGUCGUAGCCUUCGCGCUUAUUCUUGCCCCAGGUAAUUACUGUCGAGGGCUUGCCGAGUUCAAUAGUGUCUGCUGA